This is a messenger RNA of Ctenocephalides felis (cat flea), 1053 nucleotides long. RefSeq names its product protein FAM133-like. NCBI's taxonomy places the organism in Eukaryota, Metazoa, Arthropoda, Insecta, Siphonaptera, Pulicidae. The record is from RefSeq and is a predicted model, not a curated record. The coding region runs from base 1 to 1053 and encodes 350 amino acids. The transcript is spliced from 2 exons.
AUGAAUUUAGAAGAAGCAACUACUAGUGAGAGCAUUUUAAAUGGCUUUGUAGGUGCUAAUAACGAGAAUGAGGAAAUAAAACAGGAAAAAAUAGGUGAAGUUGAUAUUACAGAAACACGAAAACAGAAGAGGAAACGAAAAAAAGAAAGCAGUCAUGAAGAAAAUUUAAUAGAUAAUAGUAUUGAUGAUACUCAUGGUCAACAUAAUGGAAAUCAUAUUGAUAUUCUUGAAGAAAUUUCACCUGAGAAUAUAGAAAAUAUUCAAAUUGACACCCCUGAUCAAAAUAUUGAUAGUACAAUUGAUGAUCAAGAAAAUAAUCAUAUACCAAAGAAGAAGAAGAAAAAAGAUAAGCACAAGUCGGUCAAAGAAGUUUCAUCCAUGAAUAGUGAAAAUAGUCAAAUUGACAAUGAAGUAGCAUACUCUGAUAUACAAUUAGAAAAGAAAAAGAAGCACAAAAAACAUACCAUCAAUUCAGAAACUAAUCUUGAUAUUACGAACAGUAGUAAUACAGAUUUGGUUAUCAAAGAUAAGAAAAGUAAAUCCAAAUGUUCUGUAGAUAAUGAAGCUAAUUCAAAACAAUUAAUUGAUAGUAGUUCAGAAUAUACUAAUAAACAUAAAAAAUCAAAACAAAAAUCAGAUAAAGAUGAUUUAUCACCAGAAACUGUAGUAUCUGAAUUAUGUACUGAUGACACAAAUAAACAAGAACAGAAGAAAAAAAAGAAAAAAGAAAAGAAAUUAAAGGAAAAGUCAGAGGUCGAUCAAGAAUCAGAAUCUUCUAAACUGAUUGAAAAUGACAUAGUCCAAGAGAAGAAACCAAAGAAAUCUAAACAUCAAGAUAAAGAAAAAAACUCCACAGUUUCUAAUUGUGAUUUGCACGAAGCUCAAUUAGAUAAUGUAUCUGUAAUUCAGAAAAAGAAUAAAAAAUCCAAGAAACAUAUAGCGGAAAGUGAUGAAAAUCCAUGUACUGAUCAAAAUCUAGCGUCUGAGGAAACCGAAGUGCCAUUGAAAAAGAAAAAGAAAAAUAAGAAGUCAAAAUCUGAAGUGUUGUGCUGA